CUGGUAUGAAUUAUUGGUUAUUUUCAUUCCACAUACAUAUACAUUUAAAACGUUUAAAACACGUGUAUAAAAUAAAAAAAUCGUGUCUUUACCCACCAUUAAUAACUAAUAAAAAAUGAAUCGUGAAAGAAAAAAUGAAACGGAUAAAUUAUUAUCAAAUUUCUUUUUUGGGUGCAAUAUCCCUUUCAGUGUGGUGGAAUCAAGCCACUUUAAAGCUUUUGUACAUGCACUAAAUAAGGACUAUGUAUUUCCAUCGAGAAAAACAAUGGGUACAAAACUUUUAAAUGUACAAUAUGAACAAUUAUGUAGUUCCAUUAAACAAAAUGUGCAGCAAAAUGCUGUACUUUUAAUUGAUGGUUGGAAGAAUUCAGCAGCAAACUCAAAAAAUGUUGUAGCCAUGUUACGGCUAACAACUGGAAGAAACUUGUUUUUGGAAUCUUGGACUUUCAACCAAAUCCGAGAAACUGGAAAGGCUUUAAGUGAAGUAGUUAAUCAAUGUGUUGAAAUUGCAUAUAAUCAAUACAACAUUAACAUUUAUGCUGUUGUAACAGACAAUGCUUCAAAUAUGAUCAAUAUCAAGAGAAGAGUGGAUUUGUGGCAUGUUACUUGUAACAGUCACAGUGGCAACCUGUUAUUUAAAUCUUUAAUUGAUACUAGUUUUGAUGAUAAAGUAAAUAACAUUAUAAAAGAUUUUCGGUCUCCUAAUUUAGAAAGUAUUAGGCGUACAAAUAAGUUUCCGCGGUUUGUCAAAAGAUGGCCAAACCAGAAGGUUAUGGAGAAAUUGUCAGAUGUAAAACGUAAUAUCCCAAGUUUCGUCAUCCGGCAACACCAUAACCUUAAAGUACUAGUGAUUCCGUAUCAGCAUCACGUAAUUUUUUUCCUGCAAAAAUGUCAAGUUUUGUGCCGAAUAAGCAUCAUUUGCGGGAACUUUUGA
Molecule: messenger RNA, 934 nt
Organism: Colletes gigas
Lineage: Eukaryota; Metazoa; Arthropoda; Insecta; Hymenoptera; Colletidae
Exons: 2
Coding region: 116-934 (272 amino acids)
Source: RefSeq, a predicted model, not a curated record